GAAACAUUUUCUAGGAAAGUGUUUCAAAUAUCUUCUAACAAUUCCUACGAUAUAUUAUAUUGUAAUGUGAAUUUUUUUUUUUUUUUUCUCUAAUUUGUAAUGUGAACUUAUAUCUAUAAAUAGUUGCUCUCACAAAGUUCGAACUCUAAAAAAUCUCAGUUUGUCAAGAGCAAAUGGCAGGCAAGGAUCAAUCUUCACCCUACCCGUUGGCACCGGCGGCCAACGGCCGUGGCCGCAGCGACGACGAGUCGUUCACGGCACACACCAAAGAGCUACGCAAAAAGAAGCGCGUGAAGUGCAUGGUAUACAUUGCUGCUUUCGCUGUGGUCCAAACCAUAGUCAUCUUGGCCUUUGUUCUAGUCGUCGUGCGCAUCAAAGCUCCCAAGUUCCGGCUGCUUGCUGCCUCCUUUAAUAUUACUGAUCUUUCAAAUUCUUCAUUUUCCUUGCGGACGAAUGCUCAAUUCACGGUAAAGAACACCAACUUUGGUCACUUCAAAUAUGAACAUGGCACUGUUAGGUUUGCCUACAAGGGCAUGACUCUUGGUGAGGCCGCUAUUGAAAAGGCACGAGCCAGGGCUCGAUCAACCAAGAAGGUCAACGCCACAGUUACCCUGAGUUCACUAAAUUUGCCUGUCAAUUCUGGGAUAUCAAGCGAUGUGGCUGGGGCUCUUUUGCCGCUGACCAGCUCCUCAAAGCUGGAUGGGAAAGUGCACCUAUUGAAGGUUUUCAAGAAAAAGAAAUCUGCUCAGAUGGAUUGCACCAUGAAUGUUAAUAUCGGAUUACUAGAAAUCCAGAAUUUGAAAUGCAAGUGAUGUCUUCUUACAAUAUAUAUCCCCCAGUCUCCCGUUUUCUUUUCUUUCUUUCUUUUUUUCCUUGGUUUUUUUUCAUACUGUGACCAAGGAAUAUAGCGAUAUCUGUUGAUAGCAUAAGGUCCCUCAUAUGCCUUUUUUUUUUUUUUUUUUUUGUGUGUUCUUAUGUUCAUUUUGAAAUUAGACUUAUGAUUUAAGUCUAAAUCUAUCAGUCUAUUGCCUCAGGCCCUCAAUGGAUUCAUUCUUCAAGCUAUUUUGUAAAAGGCUCACUGUUUCUCAGGGAAAACAAAAAGAAACUUGAAGGGGGAUAACUUGAUUAACUUCAAUAUUCAAAGGGUUAUAGCUUCACAAAAAAGCAAAAAUCGUCUUCUAGAGAGAGAGGCUCUACUUUCUCUCUAGAAAACUUUUUUCCACCUCCUUUGUGAGGGUUUUCCACCUCCUCUAUGAGGGUUUUCCACUUUCUCGUAAGGGUUUCUAGGGGAGGAGGAAUGGAUCUUUUUCCUCCUCCUCCCCUCUUUCUUCUUUUCUUCCUUUGUUUUCUCUCAAGUUUUUUGCCAUUUUUUAGUUCUUCCCAAUCAGACUAGAAGCUCCGGCCAUUUCCAUUCCCUUUGCUCAGCCUUCGUCGCUCCAUCACCGUCAUCCAUGCCCACUGCCACGCCACUCGUCCUCUUCUCGGAGCUGUUGGUAUUUUUAGAUCUAGUUUUUUUUUUUUAAAUUAGAUCUACUUUAUUCUGGAGUCUUCUUCCUCCCACGCGCCUAUCCACUGUGCUCACCAUCAUCCCAACUUGAUGUCACCACCCUCCGCGCAUCGUUCCGUCCACCACGCGUUGGAGUGUGGCUCGCACUUGCCGUAACGUGUCUCCCAUGCGCCGUCCAGUGAGCUCCAUCUUACGUGCCCCGACUGCUGCUUCUUCUUGUGGUUGUUUUGCUGUGUUUUGUUUAUUUAUGUUGUUAUUUGUAUUUCUAUUGUUUUUUGUUAUGGGUUAGUCUCCUUGUACUAUAUUAGUUAGAUUCAGGUGUGGAGACUUUUGUAACCGAAUUUGUAUUGGUACUUCUCUCUCCUACAAUUCCUAAUUCGGACUUUGACAGUGCUUCUUCGGCUUCAUCCUCCUUCCUAUGGAUAUUGCUCGUUGCAAGUAAGGGCUCAGAUAGGUUCGCAUUAAUCUGUGCCCAUUUUGCUUCUGUAACCGCUUUGUGCGGCCCCUUGAGAGGAUCGGAUUACUUGUUUAACCAAUUUCCUAUCCUUUGUAAUUAUUUAAGCACUGUUUUUGUUUGUUUUGAAUUUGUUGUUGAAGAGUCCACCCCAUUUUUAUUUUUAGGAUCGCUCAUUCUCUUUUUUU
This is a messenger RNA of Corylus avellana, 2149 nucleotides long. Its product is annotated as late embryogenesis abundant protein At1g64065-like. NCBI's taxonomy places the organism in Eukaryota, Viridiplantae, Streptophyta, Magnoliopsida, Fagales, Betulaceae. The record is from RefSeq and is a predicted model, not a curated record.